Molecule: messenger RNA, 1484 nt
Organism: Humulus lupulus (European hop)
Lineage: Eukaryota; Viridiplantae; Streptophyta; Magnoliopsida; Rosales; Cannabaceae
Product: probable ADP,ATP carrier protein At5g56450
Exons: 2
Coding region: 316-1317 (333 amino acids)
Biological process (GO): mitochondrial ATP transmembrane transport; mitochondrial ADP transmembrane transport
Cellular component (GO): mitochondrial inner membrane
Molecular function (GO): ATP:ADP antiporter activity
Source: RefSeq, a predicted model, not a curated record
GUAAUCCACUGUGCAUUUUGGGGAAGAAAAGAUAAAAACGGCCACCAAAACCUUCAAAUUUCCUAAUUUGAAUCCCCAAAACGUCACCAACCAAGAACCCAUCUCCAAAGAUUUUGCCUUUAAAACGAAUUUCUUCAAAUUUUAUUCUGUUCUGUAUAUUCCCGAGUCUUAGCGUUCACGCCAUUUUUCGAAAGAUUUCUACACUCGAAAAGAGAAAAGGUAAAAUUUUUACGGAGUUCUGGGAAUUGGGUUUUCGCCGCAUAACCAAGAAAAUUCAGAUAGAGUUUGAUUCAAUCUUUACCUGGGUCUUCUUUUAUGGGUGAUAAUAUAAACAAAGGGUUUGGGAAAACGAAAGAGAAAGAUGAAGCUAACCCAGAAAGGGGUGGGGAAAGCUCAUCGAGUUCGUACUAUUGGUUGGCUAACUUUCAUCGUGAUCUAUUGGCGGGUGCGGUGAUGGGUGGAGUUGUACACACGAUUGUUGCGCCGAUUGAGAGAGCAAAGCUUUUGUUACAGACCCAAGAGAGUAAUCUGGCCAUUGUUGGAAGUGGGCGUAGAAGAUUCAAGGGAAUGUUUGAUUGUAUAGCUCGUACUGUCCGGGAAGAAGGCAUUCUUUCAUUGUGGAGAGGCAAUGGAAGCAGUGUUAUUCGCUAUUACCCUUCUGUUGCUCUCAAUUUCUCCCUCAAGGAUCUGUAUCGAAACAUGUUAAGAAGUGGGAACUCACAGGCAGGUCAUUUUGCCUCCGGUGCAUCAGCCAACUUCAUCGCUGGAGCUGCAGCAGGUUGCACCACGCUGAUCCUAAUAUACCCUCUUGACAUAGCCCACACCCGCCUGGCUGCAGACAUUGGCAGGAACGAAGUCCGCCAGUUCCGCGGCAUCUCUCACUUUCUCGCCACCGUUGGCAGGAAAGAUGGCAUUCGGGGGAUCUACCGCGGGCUGCCUGCUUCCCUACAAGGAAUGAUCAUCCACCGGGGGAUCUACUUUGGGGGGUUCGACACAAUGAAGGAGAUGAUGUCCAAAGAAUCCAAACCCGAGGUGCCAUUGCUCAAGCGCUGGAUAGCUGCUCAGGCAGUGACGACGACAGCAGGGAUGUUGUCCUAUCCGAUGGAUACAGUCCGUAGGCGAAUGAUGAUGCAGUCAGGACUCGAAACGCCCAUGUACCGCAGCACUCGGGACUGCUGGAGGAAGAUUUACAGGACAGAGGGAGUGGUGUCGUUUUACCGAGGCGCAGUUUCUAACAUUUUUAGGAGUACAGGAGCUGCGGCCAUCUUGGUUUUGUACGAUGAGGUUAAGAAGUUCAUGAAUUGGGGAGGAUUUUAGCAGAGGUCAUCCAUUUUUGUUGACUUUUUUGGUUUGACCCCCAUUUUAAUGUAAGAUGAGGGAAAGAAAAAAAAAAGUUACAAGAGAGAUAAAUGAUUUUUUCUAUGUGGCAAUAAAUAAAUGAAAGCAAAAAAAAGCUAUAUAAUUUAGCCUUGUGGAUGGGCAAA